GGGCGGGAUCGGCCCCCGCAGCACCCCUCCGCAUCUCCCGCCCGGGUUCCAACAGAGACGCCAUGGCGGAGAAGCCGGAAGACUUGAACCUGCCCAACGCCGUCAUCACCAGGAUCAUCAAGGAGGCGCUCCCCGACGGCGUCAACAUCUCCAAAGAAGCCCGGAGUGCCAUCAGUCGGGCAGCCAGUGUGUUCGUGCUCUAUGCGACGUCUUGUGCAAACAAUUUUGCAAUGAAAGGGAAACGGAAGACCCUAAAUGCAGGUGAUGUGCUCUCAGCCAUGGAAGAAAUGGAGUUCCAGCGGUUUAUGUCUCCUUUGAAAGAAGCUCUAGAAGCGUACCGGCGAGAGCAGAAAGGUAAAAAGGAAGCUUCUGAGCAAAAGAAGAAGGACAAGGACAAAAAGUUGGACUCCGAAGAACAAGACAAGAACCGGGAGGAGGACAACGAUGAGGAUGAUGAGAGAAUGGAGGAAGAAGAACAGAAUGAUGAUGAUGAAGUAGACAAUUGACCUGGAUAGGGAAAAGGGUAGUAGACAGCUUGUGGUCAGCUUCUACUCUCCCUCCAUUGCUCAUUGCCCCUGGGCUAUGAUUGUUCUGGUACUGGACAGCAUGAGAAACCCCAGAAGAACUCUUUGAAAUUGCCCCAGCACCAGAACACCCACCCCACUGCCCCUCCUACCCCCUGGUUGGGGACCCCUUAAGCCCUGAUUUGCAUAACCCAGUGAUUCUCUUUGACUCUCUGGAUUCUGACCUGCUACUAAAAUUGCCUAGCCCAAUCUUUCCAGUUUGGCAGGAAUAUAUAUAGCCAUCCCAUCUAUCCUAUUUCCCUCCUGUGUCACCUGAGUCACCCAAGCCUCUGAAAGAAAUGCUGGCUCUAUGCAGGGAGCGCUUAUGAAAGAAAGGGCCUGGAGAACUGGAUUCAGGUCACCAGAUAGGUUUGGGGGAAGAAUGAGGUUCUCUUGGCUGUUGCCUGGACUCAUUUAAAAAUCUCUCAGCAAAGCCCUGCUUUUUGUUCUUGCAGUUCUCUUCUAGAUUUUUAGGGUUGAGGAUUCCAUUGCUGGUUGGCAUAGUCAUCUUUCCCAGCCCAUACUUUCCCACUUUGCACCCCUUUUCCAUUUACUCUGCUGCCCAAGGGUCAAAUGUUAAAUGGUCAUCCUAACAUCAAAAAGUAAUUUUAGUGUUCGAUUCCUUUUCCCCUUCUGCCUCCUUUUCAGAGUGUGUGUAGCACCAUUUGUGUGCUUCUAAUGUAAGGCUUGGAAACAGACCCAAGCUUUCCAUACUAUACAAUAGGACCUGGCGUCCCCAUCUUCUGCUUCCUACCUUCCCUUAUUGAGUAAACUCUCCGUUCAUUUUUUCCUUGGUACACUUCCCAGGCUAAUGGGUAAGAGAAACUCGUGCUCCUACCCCAGAUCGUCUCAUCUGUCUAGGCUCACCCUUGUAAAGGGGAGGCUCAGCAAGCCACAUUGGAGGCCGUAUUCGUAACUGCACCCAGAAGCCUUUUUACCCAGAUGAUUGUGUGAGUAGGGCGGUCCUGCUCAAGGGCCAGAAACCACAUCCCAGAGAUUCCUAGACAGAUAUGCUCUUUAAGUGUGAACCAGGGCACACGGGCAGAUGUGCAGUCAUGCUGGAUGUGGUAGUAGUAAUAUUUAUUAAAUGCUUACUCCUUGCAGAGCACCAUGCUAAGUUCUUGGAAAAAAAAAUACGCAGGUGGGAAGUAAACGUAGUCCCUGCCCCUCGAGGGGUGUCAGAGGGCUUGUGCACAGAAGGGGAGCAAUUGUCUCACCUAUCUCCAUCCUAUCUCCUAGAACUCAUUUCUUCCUCUAGGCCCCCAGUGCCCUCACUUUCUAUUAAGAAAUUACACUGUUUCCUUUGUUUCCCAAGACUCAUCCUGUUUAGUCCCGGAAAGCCAGAGUUUAUCCAGUAGUUUGAUUCCACUCAUGCCUUUGAAAACACAGCAUGGAAAACCACCACAACUUAAGCCAAAUUUGAUGGUGUUCGGGGAAUCUCAUUUCCCAGAGUAAGUUCCCUUCCUCUUGCUGCUUUGUAAAGUUUCUGGGAUGUAAAUCUUUGGUUGCUUUUGACUUUCCAUACAAUUAUCCCCGAGCAGUGUUCAUAUCAGUUUUGGAGUUAUUCCCAGAAGACCACAGCUAGACUGUUGCUUUGUUUAGGAAAGAGACUCACAGUUGUAAAUACAUUCCAGUUCCCAUGUGCCACUUGUAAAACUAGGUAGGAACCUGGGACUAAAAAUGCCUGGAUCCUAAUUCCAGCUGCAGUAGAUAUUCCUGCCCAGUCUCCUGUAUUUCCUGAGUUGCCUUUUCCCCUCUGGCAAGAGUAUAGUAAAGAGAUAUAAAGUUUUGGCAUAAUGUUCACUUAUUCUCCAAUGGUAAGAUGGAAGAAUCUCAUUUUUACCCUAUGUUCUGAUGAUAGUAAUUUGUUUUUUUUAUAUAAAUAAAAAUCUAAUAAAAACUUAACAUUUGCCCUAAA
Messenger RNA from Ornithorhynchus anatinus (platypus), 2481 nucleotides. It is a transcript of the gene POLE3, whose product is annotated as DNA polymerase epsilon 3, accessory subunit. NCBI's taxonomy places the organism in Eukaryota, Metazoa, Chordata, Mammalia, Monotremata, Ornithorhynchidae. Gene Ontology annotation, cellular component: epsilon DNA polymerase complex; CHRAC. The transcript has 4 exons. Gene Ontology annotation, molecular function: protein heterodimerization activity; chromatin DNA binding. Gene Ontology annotation, biological process: heterochromatin formation; leading strand elongation; DNA damage response. The record is from RefSeq and is a predicted model, not a curated record. The coding region runs from base 63 to 506 and encodes 147 amino acids.